Molecule: messenger RNA, 888 nt
Organism: Blastomyces dermatitidis ER-3
Lineage: Eukaryota; Fungi; Ascomycota; Eurotiomycetes; Onygenales; Ajellomycetaceae
Exons: 4
Coding region: 1-888 (295 amino acids)
Source: RefSeq, a predicted model, not a curated record
AUGAUCAAGGGCCAAAUUGCCUCAGGGUACGAUGUGGUGUCAAGGUCGUGCAUGAGCUCACGGGUGGAGUUCUUCGGCAGACACAGCAGUUCCAAGUGCGAUGCAGAGAUAGGCGCUGUUGCUUUUUGGCCACGCGGGGGCAAUCGAUGUCAGCUCGUUGCAACCUGCGCCAUACCGGAUGGGGCUAGCGCGGCCCAACACAGGCCAGGCCCCACCGCCCUGGGUGGCGUUGGGCCAGUGUGGCUUGCCAGUCUCAAGCUGUGGCUGGAACACCAGACAGUGCGAUUUCCACUUUCGGCGCUAUCGAUUCUCCCUAGUCCGCUCCGCUCCAGUGCGUUUCCAGCUCCGAUCGAGCACUUCAAUGAUGCUCGAGCUAUAAGGGUCACCGAAUUAAUGAAUGAUUUCCGAACUAUACACAUCAACAUCGCCGGACUUAGAACGGAGCCUACCCCCAACGAACAAUUCAGUGAAGGAUAUGUUGUAAUGAACCAAUGUCUUGCUGAUGCGCAAACCCUCCUCAAUUCGUCACUUGAUAUACCCGAAAUCCAAGGCUCGUCUAACGAAGGUGAAAGUGUGACACUAGAUCUCCAAAGGUUAAUCAUCGAUGCAAGUGCUCGCCGGUUCCAAGCUCACAAAAUCUACCUCAGAAUGGCUGCCGCAAGCCGAUGGGUAUUGCGCCGAACCCAAGUGCUUCAAGGACAAAAGAUGAGCGCUCAGCAUGUUAACGACUUACGAGCUGCGAGUGAAGCUCUUCAUACUGAACUUGCAGAUAUUACUGACAACGCCGUGGUCAAUGAUUUACGAUCAGCCGAUAUGCGUUCCGGCUACUGGCUCGGUGAAGACCCGUCAUUAAGUACCAUUCAAAGCUGGAUUCGUUCGCAAAACUAG